Molecule: messenger RNA, 2322 nt
Organism: Portunus trituberculatus (swimming crab)
Lineage: Eukaryota; Metazoa; Arthropoda; Malacostraca; Decapoda; Portunidae
Source: RefSeq, a predicted model, not a curated record
ACCAGCCACGGAGAGGGACGGAGACUGACGCAGAGAGACAGACAGACAGACAGACAGACAACAAAGAGAAUUUAAGACUAGCUGGAUUUUGAAAGCUGGCGGAAGAAGCAGCGCCACCUUCAGUAUGCAGGCGCCCUUCCUUCUCACCUUCACUGUCCUCCUGGCGGGAUGCUCGGCGGGCGUCCCUGGCUCCCCCUCAGCCCCUCAGACAGAGGCCCCGAGCCCUGGGAGCGAGGACCUGAGGGACACAGUGGCGUCACUCCUGCGGGGAAUGUCUGACGAUGGAAGUGUGAUGGCCAGGCUAAGGUCAAGUCUCCUGCCGGCAGUCAUAAGGAAGCUCCCUGAUCCUAAAGGCGUGGCGGCGUCCUUGGGUCUUCACGAGGACUUCCUCAAGCCAGUGCGUAGGAUUCUGGAGGGGAUGAAGGACCUACAGGAGUCGCCGAAGGAGGACGAUGAGGCGUCCCAGAAUGCAAUUGAUGCCGGCGUUAAUGAUAAGUUCCUGGGCGUGGUGCGGGACGCCCUGCGGGAGGAGCUGGGCGGCCUGCAGGUGCUGUCCAGCCUGGGGAGCAGCGCUGGACAGGAGAGCGCGGUGGGGCUUCCUGAGGCGCUGAACCAGACGUCCGCCAGCGUGUGGAUGCUGAUCAAGACCACGUGGGCGCGCGUGCUGUCCUACGUGAAAGAGGAGCACGCCCUGGAGUCCUUCCUGCAGCUGACGCCCGUCAGGAUCCUGGACCGUGCCAUCAGCCUCGGGGACGACCUCAGCCUCAUGUCCUUCCUGGCCAAGAAGCUGGACAAGGACUUCGCCGAGCACAUCUCCCGCACCGUCACGCCGCACCUCGGCCCGCUCAGCGAUAUCGACUCCCUGUACAACUUCACGCGGCAGCAGGGCGCGGGCGGCCUUCUGGACUAUCUCAGCUCGCCACGCCUCCGCAGCACCGUGGCAGCCAUGGCGCGCUUCGUCAACGCCUACUUCGACGACUCCUUCGACGACCGUGUGGCGGACGACUACAUCUCCUUCAUCUCCUUCAACAACCCUGAGCUGCGGGAGUUCUACCGGUCACUGCUGCAGGGCGGCGGAGAGCAGGCCGGCAGGGAGAAGAGGGACGAGUUCAACAGACGCACCGCGGCUUACAAGUUCAACGGCUACGACUUUCAGGCAGACCCCGCCGCGGAGACCAGCCGCCAGCUGCACCGCGACGGUGGCGGACACAGCGGCGGGUACGACGGUGGCGGCCACAGCGACGGAUACGGCGGUGGCGGCCACAGUGGCGGGUAUGGCGGAGGCGACAGUUAUGGUGGCGGCCACAGCGGCGGCUAUGGUGGUGGCGGCUACGGCAGCAGUCACGGCGGCAGCGGGUAUGGCGGCGGCGGCGGCUAUGGCGGCCACAGCUCUAUGAUGAUUCCCGCCGUGGUGCUGAGCUCCGUGGCCCUGGGCGCGCUGCUGGGCUUCCUGCUCUUCAGGCUCAUCAGGGGCACGGCGCGAGGCAGGCGGGACAUCGGGGAUGGCUCACUUUCUCUCUGGCAGUCAGACCAGCCCUUCGGCGGCGGCGACGCUGCCCGAGCCGUGCGUGCAAUGCGGUCAGCGCGCGCCGCGCCUGAGGGCAGCGAGGGCCUGGCGCUGGACCCCGCCCUCCGCGGUGACGUGUGGUCGUCGGCGCCGCUGGUGGACGGUGAGACCUCAACGGGCCUGCCGCUGGACGAGGACGACGUGGCGAACCAUCUGAACCAGCUGUGGCGGGCACAUCGCGGCAGCAACUCCUCCACCUGCGUGAAGAGCCACCUGUGUAGCCAGCUGACAGGGCCCGGCGCCGCACACGUCGGCAUGGCGCUGCUGCUGUCCUCCACGGGCGGCCUGCUGGGCGUGGCGGGGUCAGGUCAGCUGCUGGACGACGUGGCGGGCAGCCUGGCGCAGGGACAAGCCUACUCCUGCCCCACGCCCUCCACACCUUGCUCCGCGCCCUUGUAACACCGCCCACCACCCUCCACAUCCUUCACGCCCCCACACACACCCUGAGCGGCAGGCCCCAUGUCUCAAAACCGCAGACAAGUGGCAGGUGGCGGGUGGCAGGUGCGAGGGUCUGUCGCUCAUGUCCCACCCUGUCCCCUCUCCCUCCCUCCCUCCCCAUGCGUGUUCCCCUGUCACAGGCAGCCGCUCACCUGGACAAUGAGUGGCUUGAGGGACUCGGAACACACCUUGCUAUUUAUUUACCUAUUUAUUAUAGUAGUAAUUUAUGAUGUGUAGUGUACCUGUCUCGGUGUUUACAUUUACACACACACACACACACACACACACACACACACACACACACACACACACACACA